AUGCUGCGCGUGCGGCGGGCGGCGCUGGCGGUGGCGGCGCUGGCUCGGGUGGCGGAGGGGCCGCCGGGCCCGGGGCGCCCCUGCGGCUCCCGCCUGCGGCUCCCCGGCGGCGCGGCGGGACCCGACCCGCGAGGCUGGCGGGAGACGGUGGCGGCCGCCGUCGGCGCCCUGCAGGCGGGCGGGCUGGUGGCGGUGCCCACGGACACGGUGUAUGGCGUCGCCUGCCUGGCCCAGGACCCCGGCGCCGUGCGGAGCAUCUACGGCCUGAAGGGGCGGAACGGGAGCAAGCCGCUGGCUAUCUGCCUCGGGGACGUGGAGCACAUCUACCGAUACUGCCAUGUGAAUGUGCCAGAUGAGCUGCUGCGGGAUCUGCUUCCAGGACCAGUGACUCUGGUCUUAAAGCGUUCAGAAGAACUAAAUAAAGACUUGAAUCCUUUCACAUCGCUGGUUGGUGUUCGUAUUCCAAACCACCCUUUUAUUAGGGAGCUGGCACGAGCUUGCUCUGGACCACUAGCUUUAACAAGUGCAAAUAUCAGCUGUCAGGCAAGCACACUGACGGUUUCGGAAUUCAGAGACCUUUGGCCUCAGUUGUCCUUAAUCAUUGAUGGAGGCCCAGUAGGGGAUGUCCAGAGCCCAGAAUGUCGUUUGGGGUCGACUGUGGUUGACUUAUCGGUGUCAGGGAAAUUCGGCAUCAUUCGCCCUGGCUGUGCACUGACAUCUACAGUUGAAAUCCUGAGGCAGAAGUAUGGCUUGAUACCAGAAUCAUCUUGAGACUUCAGACUCUGAGGAAGCUCUGCAGAGCUGGUAAAGCUGGGCACUGUGUGCCUGCCUGUGCAUUCAGGAAGGGAACAUUAAAGGCCUUGUUUAAUAAGGUUGAUGGAUUAUGCCGAGGUACCAGACAAAGGAUGAUGAGAACAACAGGUAAUGGGUACCUGUUAGUGUCAUAUCUGCUACAGUCUGAGAAAUGAACCCAGGAUUUAUACUGACCUCUUUGUGGUGAUGUACCGUUCCCAAAUACCCAUGUCCGUCUUAAGACGAUUAGGCCUUUGAAAUAAAAUAAUUUGAACAUGAGGCUGUUCUCAGGGUGCGAAGAUGAAGGUAGUGUUACUGAUUCUCUCUCCCCUUAGAAAUUAUUUAAUGUGUUUAUUUAACUGUAUCUGCAUCAAAAGAAAAACAGAGAUGGAACAACAUAAGAUGGUUAUUCAGACUCUCAUGAUGUUGUAGGUAUGUUGUUCUCCAGCUGGUUUUCUCUGUUCCAAAUGCAGUCAAACCUGCUACUAACAUAAAACUGUAAAUGCUUAAAAAACAACAACAAGAAAACCCGAACCCACAGCAUUCAGUUCCCUAUCUAGUUAUGAGUUGCUUAGAUUUACUGGAAGACCUCACUUCCUUCUAAUGGAGGAAUGAAGCCAAGCUCUUAAUGUGUUGAUCUUCAGUUUCUUAUGUGGACUUUCCUCUCUUUGUUUUGGGCACAGUGCUAAGUUGAAGUAAAUACGGAAUGAGGUGAAGUUCCUUAUUCUUCAAGGAAAAGUCAAGUUUGUGAUGCUAUUAAUAAUUUUAAAACUGCUAAGCAGCUUGCAUAAUUUUGUUAUGCUUAUUUUUUGAUUUUUUCUGACACACCAUAGGCAUAUAUAAAUAGAGCAUUGUCUCACAUGCAGAGCUGCCACUUCUCAUUUUAUUGACAGACAAGUGUAAAUGAAUUUUAAUGGCUAAUUUGGAAGGGACCAUGCGUGAUUAAAACCACAAAAAAGGGGGAAACUUCUGUGUGCUGACCUUCCUUCAAAGCACAAAUUAAUGGUAUUUUCAAUUGUAUUUUUAUUGCAAAUAUUUUUGUUCCUUGGUUGCGAAGAAAAUAAAACUUCAGAAGUAAAUUGUCAAAACGUAACACUGAACAAUCAGAUAAGAGCUUUUAGGAUAGAUCAUUGCUUUUCCUUGGUUUCCAAUGCGCACAGUAGGUUAAAUGGUCUAGCAUUCCAGCUCUAAUUAUCUUCAGUUAUUUGGAUACAGUGGGACACAGGAACAACACUCAAAGCAGAACUCCUUGGUAUGAAAGAGCUUGCAUAAAGCAAAGGGUAUGUAAUUGCAUGGUUUAGUUUCAUCUAAAUUUAGAGGAUCCUUUAUUCCUUUUUUUUCAUUAAGCCGAUGAGGAAAUGCUUUGUCAGAGCUACUGGUGGAGCGAGGGGAUAUAUGAUCACUGCAGGUAGUGGGCCAAGGGCAUCAGGUAAAAUACAUGCUGGAACCCAGCUAACUACGUAAAACACCACAGAGUAUACGCACUGUAAGAAAAACUGAUCAGCUCUCCAGCCCAUAAGCCAGCAGCCCUGUGAAGAUUCCAGAAGAGCAGUGAAAGGGUCAUCUGGACUAAAUCUGCAAGAGAGUAGGUUGGACUGCUGCUUAAAGAUCAAUUCUCUGCUCCUUGUAACACUUCCUCUUGGGAUUUCAGAGUUAGGGCUUAAGCAAUCCUUGGGGUACUUGUGGAGGAUGCUGUUUGCAUACAGCUGCCUGAGGAGGCUGAAUGCUCUGCACAGAGACUUCACUCCUGUGGCUGCUUCUCGGGUGUUUUUUCCUUAAGCACUCCUCUCUGAUGCAGCUUUAUCAAUGGGAAUUCUUUCUCACUAAGACAAAUAAAGUCACAUCAACCACUGCUCUUUCUCUUUGCUGAAGUGUUCUGCCCACCUGCGAGUCAGCUCCAAAUACAUGUUAGGCUGAUGAGGAAGGUAGUCUAGAUAAAGACGUGUCAGAGUCUUCUUGGGUACAGCUUUCUCAAUCUGGGUGCCUUCAUGCCAUUCAUUGAAAGAAGUGAUGGAAACUAUCUCUGGCCUGACCAUGAGAGCAGCCUGCAGAGCUGUUUCAUAGUACUUCCCAUUCACUCUGUUCCGAGUAUUGUGAUUGUUCCAGGGGCGGAUGCUAGUGUCAAUGUAGCCUGGGCCAACACUGGGGAUAAACAUCAGGUUGUUGGAGUCACAGAAAGUUUUGAUCGCUUUCCAGUUCUGGUGGGAUGAGCCAAAAGAGAAGCCAUUGGAUGCGAAGUAUGUGUACAUGCCAUCAUACCCUGCGGAGAGGAUAUCAUGCUUGUGUCCUUCCUCUACUAGCAAUGCUAUGAACACAGCAUCGUAAGCAGUACUGCGGAGAGAGUGGGAGCCUGAUGGUGUGAGAAGGUUGGCCCACGAUUCAGCUGGUGUCAAGUAGGAAUCAUAGAUAUAAAACAGUGGGAGAUUCCUGCCAGUGCUGGUCUUGUACUUAUAAAAAGCUGCAUGUGAUCCAUAUCUAGAGAGAGAGCACAAAGCUGUUCCAGUGACUGAGGUAAUAAGCCCUCAUCAGGUAUCUUCAUUAUAAAGCAUGCAUGAUUUGAAACUUGAUUUGCCUCACAGGGACUCCAUGCUCAGAACUUUUCUUUGGAACCCUUAUCUCCUUACCUAUGAGAAUGUUUCUUAAUUCUGUUGCCUGUGCCUGUUUCUUUUGAAAGAAAGGAUAUACGUGCCAGCCUACAGUAACACCUCAGAAACAUGGGUAGAAGAGAGCAAAUUCUGGUUCUGAAGGCAAGAUAUUGAAGUGUCAGAGGAAGGGGGAUUUGAUUGUUACACCCGCUCAGUUUUUCCCUGUUGGAUUGCUCCUUCAUCUGUGGCCUGUUUUUUGGAUUUUGCAUUUAUUUCAAAGUUCUGCAUGUGUUUUUGUGCUUAAAGCAAUAUUAUACAGCUAGAUCUAGCCUAUAUGAAAAACUUACUUGUCCAUGA
This is a messenger RNA of Rhea pennata, 3734 nucleotides long. RefSeq names its product yrdC N6-threonylcarbamoyltransferase domain containing (gene YRDC). The transcript has 6 exons. Gene Ontology annotation, cellular component: cytoplasm. Gene Ontology annotation, molecular function: nucleotidyltransferase activity; double-stranded RNA binding; tRNA binding. The record is from RefSeq and is a predicted model, not a curated record. NCBI's taxonomy places the organism in Eukaryota, Metazoa, Chordata, Aves, Rheiformes, Rheidae. Gene Ontology annotation, biological process: regulation of translational fidelity. The coding region runs from base 1 to 771 and encodes 256 amino acids.